AAGUACCGCCGCCAAGACGAAUGCUCUAAAAGAGAUGUCAACUGCUGUCAUAGAAACAAUUCCCUUGAACUUUGGCUCAAUUGCGUCACAAAAGUGUCGUGCAAAUCCACCAGCCCCCAGUCCUGAGUUAAUAACUGUUCAGGAUGACCUGUUGGAAAGGAGGUCGACUGCUGCCACGAUUGUUGAUCGCGAGCCUGAGCGUCUUGUAGCAGCAGAGAUUUCGGCACCUAAGCCUGACCUUGAGCGUCGCUCGAAUCCGCCUAAACCGACAAAACCAAAUCUGGGUCUCGAACCCUCACUUGCUGCCCUAUUGCCCAACAUAGACUCGUCGAUUGGCAGCAGACGCGUGGAUUAUGUGCGUAGAUCUCCAAGGAACACACAAACGCCAAUGCAUCCAACUUCGUUGACCGAUGCCACGUUGCCCAAGUCGACAGUUUUCGUGAGACGACCAACGGUUGUUCCCGUUCCAACAGAUGAUGCGAAGACUCAGCGCCGAUCGAGUCUUCCGGCACCUGCUGCUUUAGAGGAGGCGCGCAAGAAGUUGGCGGCAUUGGCGGCUACACCGGAAACAACACCUGCUUCACCAUCUGAUUGCACUGAUCCACGUGGUCGCAGUGGAAGCUAUGCCACCCAAAUACCACCCAAGGCAAGUGUGUCGCCCAUCCAAUCCAGUGCGAAAGGUCCGACGACAAGUUGGCCCCGAAGGAAGAACAUUCCAGUUAAGAAAUUUCCAUUACCUCAGUCCAUUCCAGUGAUUGGAUCACCCAGCGGUAGUUCGGCAAAGUCAACGACUCACACAUCGCCGCCAACUACAAAAUCGAUCCCGGCAAACAUCAACAACAACAGAAAGCACAAUGUCAAUUUGAACAUGCCGAACGCAUUGCAUGGUUCAAUCAAUUUGAAUAGGGCACCGAGUCUGAAUAACCUGUCGCCAGGUAAUGUUGAUGGUUUUGCCAACGGAUUUAAUAAUGGACAAGAGGAUUCUAGUACUCGACGCUAUGGCAAUCUUAACGGUGCGGGCUCACGUGAUCCACGUCGUGCUAAAUGGUGUCAGAGCAAUGGACUCCUACAGCAGCAGCAACCUCAACAACACCCCACAGGAUCACAGUAUUCACCACAAGGUAGCGGCAAACGGCGUGGAGAUCCAUCCGGUUGGCAGACAUCCAAUAAUCCAGGCAACUACAGCAGCUACAAUCCCGGUGGCACGGAUUGCCAAUGCCCUUGA
Molecule: messenger RNA, 1225 nt
Organism: Drosophila sulfurigaster albostrigata
Lineage: Eukaryota; Metazoa; Arthropoda; Insecta; Diptera; Drosophilidae
Exons: 2
Coding region: 35-1225 (396 amino acids)
Source: RefSeq, a predicted model, not a curated record